Molecule: messenger RNA, 943 nt
Organism: Apis florea (little honeybee)
Lineage: Eukaryota; Metazoa; Arthropoda; Insecta; Hymenoptera; Apidae
Source: RefSeq, a predicted model, not a curated record
UUAAUUAUAUCCAUCAUAAUAAUAAUAAGCAUGAUUUUAAUAAAUUUGUUUUAUAUUAUUUCCAAAGAAGAAAGACAAAAAUUUAAUUUAAGUAUUCUCAUAUAUAUAAUAAUAGCAACUAUGUAUUUGGGGAUUUUUACUUUCACAAUAUUUGUAAGUAUUUUACAGGACAAAUUGCAUAAAAUGAACAAGAUUAUAAAAGAGGUGUAUGAGUUAUCAAAUACGAAAGAUAUUGAUGAAAGAUAUAAGAUACAAUCACAUAUUGCACAUAAAUUUAUAAUUAUAAUGGAUUAUUAUAAUAGAAAACAUUUUGUUCAACAUUUUCUUCAAGUUACAAGGUAUGUUCAUUUUGAGAUUUUAAAGCUUUCACGUGAACUUAAUCAAGCAUAUACUUAUCAAAUUCUAUUUGAUUUAAUAAUGCAAUUUUCAUUAUUAUUGUGUACACUUUAUAAUGAAUAUUUUUAUUUAAUAUCAUUGAAAUUCUCAAAAGCGUUAUCAGAUAAACAAAGUAUAGGAUUUUUAAUAUGGAUUUGUCUAUAUUUUACAAAAAUUAUUUGUAUAAAUAAUCAAUGCACUAAAUUCUAUCACGAGGUAGAAGUAACAGCAUAUUUGCUUCGAAAACUAGAUAUUUGCUACUUAGAUAAUUUCAUUAGAAACGAGGUGCAACAAUUUUUAUUACAACUUUCUCUUCAUCCUUUAAAAUUUACUGCUGGUGGUUAUAUUCUUAACAAUAAAUUAUCAACAAUGAUUUUUGGUACUAUAAUCACUUAUUUGAUUGUAUUAAUACAAAUGAGUUCGUCGCCAAGUUUGAUGAAAUCUUUAAACAAAAGUUUGUAAAAUUACUUUUAUAAUUUAUUAUUACUAUCAUGAUUUAUUUAUUACAUUUCAUAGUACAUCAAUUGUAAUUUAUAUAUAAUAAGUAAUAAAGUAAUAAAAAAAUAGU